UUGACGGACAACAACAAGACGGAACAGCUGGGCGCUAGCUGUUUAUUGGAUCCAUAUCACAAAUUAAUUAAAUCAUUAGAAAUUUCAGUAGAUUGUCAAUCAAACCAUUGUAGUUGAAGGGUGUCCUAAGUCGGAUAAAUGUCUGAUGCAUCGGAACUUCCUAAAAAAGAAGAAGAGGUGGAGGUUACGCCUGAACAAGAGGACCAAUCUGACGACAGCAGCGAGGACGAGGCCGCAGGAGAGAUGGACUUCCUACGAAACCUCUUCUCCAGCACUCUUGGUCUCGGCUCAGCAGAAAAGGUUUUGGAUGAGCUGACUCUGGCUGGAGUGGCACAGUAUAUAAAGAGCGGCAAGUGUAAAAACAUCAUAUGCAUGGUUGGAGCUGGAAUAUCCACAUCUGCUGGGAUCCCAGAUUUCCGCUCACCAGAAACUGGCUUGUAUGCAAACCUGCAAAAAUAUAACCUGCCUUAUCCAGAGGCCAUUUUCCAGAUAGACUAUUUUAAGAAACACCCAGAGCCAUUCUUUGCUUUGGCAAAAGAACUUUACCCAGGACAGUUUAAGCCCACAAUCUGCCACUACUUUAUAAAAAUGCUGAAGGACAAGGGGCUUCUGAGACGCUGCUACACACAGAACAUUGACACUCUGGAAAGAGUUGCUGGCCUCGAAGGAGAUGAUCUAAUCGAAGCUCACGGAACGUUCUAUACUUCACACUGUGUCAGCUUCUGUUGCCGCAAGGAGUACAACCUGGACUGGAUGAAAGAAAAAAUAUUCUCUGAUGCCAUUCCCAAAUGUGACAAGUGCAGCAGUUUGGUCAAACCAGAUAUCGUCUUCUUCGGAGAGAACCUUCCAGCCCGAUUCUUCACUUCAAUGAAGAUGGACUUUCCUCGUUGUGAUCUUCUCAUCAUCAUGGGAACGUCUCUGCAGGUCCAACCAUUUGCAAGUUUAGUUGGCAGAGUUUCCAAAAGUUGCCCCAGACUGCUGAUUAACAUGGAGAAAACAGGGCAGGCUGAUCCUGUGUUUGGGUUGCUUGGUUUUGGAGGAGGGAUGGACUUUGAUUCAGACAAGGCUUACAGAGAUGUAGCUCACGUCAGUACAUGUGAUGAUGGCUGUUUGGCUCUAGCCGAGCUGUUGGGAUGGAAGGGAGAGCUGGAAGAGUUGGUGAAGCAGGAGCAUGCCAGGAUCGACAGUCAGGACAAGAAAGAGAAGGAAAGUAAAGGAGCUGCAGCCAAGGCGAGUUCUGCUUCGGUGGAACCAAAGCCCAAAGCCGAAGAGUAACUUAUCAAAGAGGCUUCUUAAAAAAACAAAAGCCACUAAAGUGACAUGACAGGUUAGAGAUGGUCCUUUCAGAGAGAUGAACAUACUGGGGUUGUUUUGAAGUGAAACUUAGAUUGAUGUCUGUCACACUCUUGCUCUUUGAAAAGAGGACACCUACUUCUUCUGAGGACAUUUAUUAUCCAUGCUUUUGUUUAUGAAAGUCUUUUGGUACUUUACUAACAUUUCUUUCCCUCAGCUCACCUCUGAUCCAGCAGCUACAACAUUCAUGUCUGUGCCUUUUAGCCCAGAUGCAUGGAAGGUGAUUAAUGAUGCUGCAAUGCUGCAUCAAAGUUAAAAUGAGAUGGCUCUGAAGUUAAGUGGACCGAGCUACUUCAGUUUACUUAGCUUCUGUGAGAAAAGGAUUUUAAUUUAUGAUUAGCAUGCAAUUUUAGAUAUCAUGGGUGUUCCCUAACUAUAACUGGUUGGCCUAAUAAACCGUUUAACCCGAUAAGGUAAAUUUAGUCUUUCUUGUAAAUCUAACAGUAUAAUCUGUGUUUUGGACCCUCUGAAUUGUAUUUUCUCCCAAUCAAUGUAUUUAAUAAGUUUCAUAAACCUGCUCUUGAUUUUCUCUUUAUAUACACGCUUGAUCAUAACAUGGCUUAUUGAUAUUAUGGAACAGAGGUUUACUAACAUUAUCAGUCUCUGGUUCAUUGGUGAUUUUCCUUUAUUAAACUUUAUGAAUUGACAAAGUGCUGUUUGGUCACAAGAAGGCUAAACAGGCAUGUUUGCUAAAAUAUUACGUCAUUUAACCCUGGCACUCUCCUCAAAUUUACUACUAACAAAUGAAUUGCUUUUAAGUCAUACAGCAACAUUUUUUCAGCUUUUUUUCAUUAAUCACUGAAAAUCACUCAAAACUACCAAGCAUUAAAUUAUUUUAUAAGAUUUUAACACUUUAAAUGCCACUUUCCAUUAUUCCAUCAUCCAUUUUCAGUACCCGCUUAAUUCAAUGCAGGGUCACAGGGGGGCUCUUGGAUCCUAUCCCAGAGGUUACUAGACAGAGGUACAUUCUGGACAGGUUGCCAGUCCAUUGCAGAGUCAUCACAGAGAGACAAACACCCACUCACACUGACACUCACUCCUAAGGAGAAUUUAAAAAAAAUUGUUUAACUUUGCAAGCAUGUUUUUGAACUGUGAGUUGAAGUCUGAGUACCCAGAGAGAGAACAUGCAUGCAAGGGGAGAACAUGCAACCCGAACUGUAUAACUAACCACAGCACCGUGCAGCCAAAUUAUAUUACUUACUCCAAAAAAUAAAUGACUUUCCAUAUCAUAAAUAUUAGGGGUAUGGGGCUUUGUUGAUGGAUUGGAAUAUUGGAUAUGUCAAAGAUUAGCAACAAAAUUGAUUUGAUUGCAUUAAUAUUUUUUAUGUAGGGUCAGUUUCUCCCCACCAGGGACUAAACAGUAAAGCAACAGGAAGUAAGGACACGGGAAGUGUUUUCAAAAACAGUAAUUGAACCCGCCAGGUUAUAAAAGAGGUCAACUAAAUGUAACUCAGACAAACCAAACUCACCUAAAGAAAGUAGACCUGACACAAUGACACACCAGGGUAACUUGUAUAGUGGUUUGGCCGCACCACAUAACACACAGGAAAAAUGAACAAAGAUAGAAAACUAACUAAACCUGGAAAAAAACAAAAGAACAUAACCCAGUCGCACAUGGUAGAGCCUGAUUAGCUGCUAGAAAAAUAUUAUUUUACAUUUUGUAUGUAUUCAACCACAUUGUUUUUCCAUUGUAUGCUGAUGCAGGAAUUCCCAAGAUUUUAUCUGUAUGUGUGUGUGAACCUGUAAGCAUGCACUGAUCAUUCAUCUUUAGAGGGCGUGCAUUUUGUUAAUCUUUAAAGAGCUGCUUAAAUACAAGCAUUUCCUCUUUCAUUUGCUCUACUAUAAACUGCACCUGACUGCUUUCACAGCUGAAGAUAAACUGCUUGCUACUGCUACCACCAGCUUGUCCAGCAGGAGAGGUGUGUGUGUGUGCUGGUCUUCUACCACCUGCACCAGGUGUAACAGGUGCAAAAUAGAACACCAGGUCACAGUAAUUCCCUUUGCUUUACAACAAAAAAAAAAAGUUAAGGAACAAUGAACAAAAAGGCCUGAGGAGGGCUCAAGGGUUAACAUCUUCAUAAUUAACUGUAAUAAACAGCUGUAAGAGCAUGAACUGUUGGGUAAACAUCUAAUUAAUAUAGGGUGCGAACAUUAAUUAACUUGUAAUUAUUAUGGAAACCAAUGCAAAAUCCUGCAAUAGAUUUGACCUUUGUAAAACUGACCAUAUUCACUUUUGUUUGUGUCCAAGAGGAUGUUUUUAUUCAGCUGUCUUUAAACACAAUUCCUGCUCCAGAUGUCAUUAAUCCCUUAAAAUUCUUCCUCAUGUUGUUCAUUUUGAAGAUACUGACACAAAGAGUUUGAAUAAAGAGAAGCAUAUGGCAACGCACCUUUCCAAAUAAAGCCGUCCUGCUUUAA
This is a messenger RNA of Melanotaenia boesemani (Boeseman's rainbowfish), 3768 nucleotides long. RefSeq names its product sirtuin 2 (silent mating type information regulation 2, homolog) 2 (S. cerevisiae) (gene sirt2). Gene Ontology annotation, molecular function: histone deacetylase activity, NAD-dependent; NAD+ binding. The transcript has 16 exons. Bases 139 to 1275 code for a protein of 378 amino acids. Lineage: Eukaryota; Metazoa; Chordata; Actinopteri; Atheriniformes; Melanotaeniidae. The record is from RefSeq and is a predicted model, not a curated record.